Malaya genurostris is the source of this 745-nucleotide messenger RNA. Its product is annotated as adult cuticle protein 1-like. The transcript has 2 exons. The coding region runs from base 152 to 529 and encodes 125 amino acids. The record is from RefSeq and is a predicted model, not a curated record. Lineage: Eukaryota; Metazoa; Arthropoda; Insecta; Diptera; Culicidae.
UUCGAAGACCGUUCCAACGAUUUGUCUUGGCUAGAACACAUGUGUUCUGGGCUAGAUAUAAAUAGCGAAUGUUUAAAUCGAAUAAUCAUCAAAUUUAGAUCUAACGUUCAAGCGAACAGUUUCAGCUCCACGAUUUAAAGACCAACCAAUCAUGAAGUGCAUCGUCGCUGCAGUCAUCUUGGCCAUGGCCGUUGUAUCGGAAGCAAGCGUAAUCCCGUGGGGAUGGCCACAUGCCGGGCUUCCUGCUGCCGUUCCGGUUGCAGCGUGGCCAGCUGCCGGAUGGCCGCAUGUCGGUGCUUGGCCCGCUGCAGCUCCCUGGGCUGCUCAUGGCCAUUUGGCCGCACCCUGGGCUGGUCCGGUGCUGGCUGCCCAUCAUGCCCCGGUAGGCUCCGUAGCCCAUCAUGCAGGAGUCGUUCCCGGUGCUACCUCCGUCACUGCCAACCGUGGAUCUGUGCAUGUUGCGCCACUUCCAGGACAUGCCGUGUCCCAGCAACAGCUCAAUCUCGCUCCAGCCCCUGGAACCAUCUAAGUUGCUCUAUAGUCAGGGAACGAGCGGAUUACGAUUGACCACCGAACUGAGCGAUGCAACGAGAUUCUCCGAGGACGACUUGUGCAAUCGGCGGAACGUUAGGAACAAGUGAUAUACUCAUUAGUCGAUAAGUGAGAGUGAACGCGAAGUUUAUACGAGAUUUGUAUUUACACCGAGCAAGGUUGGAAUAAAAAUGUAUCUCAUUUUUAUGACAAA